Lathyrus oleraceus (garden pea) is the source of this 864-nucleotide messenger RNA. RefSeq lists its product as uncharacterized. Lineage: Eukaryota; Viridiplantae; Streptophyta; Magnoliopsida; Fabales; Fabaceae. The record is from RefSeq and is a predicted model, not a curated record. Gene Ontology annotation, molecular function: zinc ion binding; nucleic acid binding. Bases 1 to 864 code for a protein of 287 amino acids. The transcript is spliced from 4 exons.
AUGACUGGAAGAAAUGAUUGCGCUAUUGCUGAUGCUUUAGAGUCAGUGGCCUAUGCACUACACGGACAGCAGAAUCAGGAACGUGAUGAGUUCCGUUGGUUGAGAAAAUUUCAGAGGAACAAUCCGCCAAUGUUCAAGGGAAGAAGCGAUGGGCCGAUUUGUUAUAACGGGGGUGAGAUGGGUCAUAUCAGUACCAACUGUCAGAAGCCGAAAAAAGCACAAUUGGGAGGGAAAGCAUUUGCCUUGUCUAGGGAAGAUACUACUAGUGCUGACUGUUUGAUUCGAGGUUUGAAAUUAUCCUCUAUGGAUGGGAACAUGAUUGUUGAUACCCCGACUCUAGGUCUAGUACUCACUUUGUGGGCGGAGACUAAAGCCGUGUUGGACGAACUACAUGUGGUGAGCGAUUUUCCAGAAGUGUUUCUAGAUGAUAUUAGUAAUUUUCCGUUAGAGCGUGAGGUGGAGUUUUCUAUAGACUUAGUACAUGGUACUAGUCCGGUGUCGAUUGAUCCUUAUAGGAUGUUUGCUUUAGAAUUGGAUGAAUUGAAGAAGCGACUGGAAAAUCUGCUUGAGAAGAAGUUUGUUCGUCUGAAUGUUUCGUUGUGGGGUGCACUUGUGUUGUUAGUGAAGAAGAAGGACGGUAGUAUGAGGCUAUAUGUGGACUACCGACAGCUGAAUAAAGUGACUAUCAAGAACAAAUAUCCACUUCCUAGGAUUGAUGAUCUAAUGGAUCAGUUGAUAAGUGCUUGUGUGUUUAGCAUCCUCUCUCUCUCUCUCUCUCUCUCUCUCUCUCAAGGACAUCUUUACAUGCCCCAUGGCCAUGAAAAUCGACUUUGUACUCUCUUCGAAUUCAAGAAACUUCACUGA